AUGGCCAAAAAACCAAAGAAGGACCAAACUCCUACCCCGGAGCCUAAGGAUACCAAAUCGAAAAAGAAAAACUCCAAGACAGAUCCUCCACCUCAAGAUGGCCCUGCCAAACCUCAACGUGGAUUAGCCAUCGGAGAUAACUUUGGAUGGACAGGAAAGCUUCCGGCCACACUACUUUACGAACAUUGCCAGAAACAGAAAUGGAACAAAGUGGUUUUUGAUAUGCGCAAAACCUCCAAAGGAUUCAUUGGCAUCGCCGAUCUCAGCUGGGAAAACCCGAAGACCAAAGAGGUGGUUCAUGUUAAGAUGUCGCCAGAAACUGACUUACUUCCGCCUCGAGAAACCACUAAUGAAGCCAGACACUUUGCCGCUACCUAUACGAUGUACAGAUUGAAUUAUGUUAAGAACUUGAAAAUGGUGCUUCCUACUAUUUUCAGAGACUACUGGUCAGAUCUUGAGAAGAGGAGACUUGAAACGUUGAAAAAAAGUAAGGCAGAGCACGACAGAUACUACAAUCCCAAUCCAUUUCAGGUGGUUUUGGACGAAAGAGCCGAGAAAGAGGCCAAACAGAAAGAGAGACAGAUCAGAGAGAAUAACGAGGCUAAGGUCAAGAAGCCUAGCGCAAGCAUUGCCAUUGUGGGAACCAAAACACAAGAUAGAAAAAGUCAACUGGCACUGAAGGUGACGAAACCAAAGAUCGCGAAGCAGUUUCCCACAAUUGGUAGAAAGGCAUGGGAGAAUGCACCAUUUGUCGAUUUUCCCACCGAUGUGAGAGCAUCCAUAGAGACUUCCAUCAAACACCACAUCAAAUGGGUAGAGGAGACCGCUCACAAGUCAGAAAAUGCAGCAGAGUGGCUGUCCCAGUUGGUGAGCAUCGGCUUCCGACAACUACAUGUCGAAGAGGCCCUCUCAUAUACUCACACAUUCACCGACGCACUCGAAUGGCUAUUAUUCCACAUCCCCGAGGACGAUUUACCCAUGUUUUUUACCAAGAGAGACGAGGACUCUGGUGUGUCGCUCAAGAUCUCCACCAAUAUCCAGACAGAAUACCUUCUCCAAAGACUUUCCCUUUCUGGGUUCGACAAGGAUGAAAUCCAGUCGACUUUGCUUGAUAAUAAUGGUGAUGAAGUAUUAACAUCUAUUGCAUUGACGAACAAAAUUAUUGACUACACUCCAAAACCAACUUCUCCUCAAGGUGAUGAGUUCGAUAUGUGGCUCAUGGAGCUUGAAGGAAUUGAAGCUGUGGGAAGUAACAAGGUGGAGUUCACCGAUGGGUCUAGAAAAGUCGCAUCUAUUUUGUUGAACGUGCCCGGGGUAGCUCCUGGAAUGCUCCUGGUGAAAUUGUUCUUCUCUGAGACCUACCCUGUGAAUUUUCCGGGUAUCUUCCUUGUAGUCAACAACCAAUCGUUCAAACUUGCGAACUACAUCAAACUAUCCAUUCUCAGACAAUUGCUCACUUAUGUGGACGAAAACAACUUAUUAGGAGAAUGCUUUCUUUACUCAAUUGUUGAGUGGCUCGAGCAGAAUAUUGCCAGAGUCAUUGAGCACCCAGGCCCACUUUCAUUACUUGGAACGUCUGAUAAGGAAGAAAAAGCCAAAACUUCAACGAACGUACAGCUGAAAAAAGUGAAGAAUAAAGGAAGAUCGAUUGUUCUUCUGCAAGCAGAAAUCGAUUCCAUGCGUAAAGAAUACAAUGAACACAAGGGCUCCUCAGCAUUGAAAGACUCACUUGCAAGAAGAGCCAAGUUACCAGCCUGGAAGAAGAGAGAGCAAUUAGUGCAGGUGAUUAACUGUAACAAAGUGACUCUUGUCACCGGAGAAACCGGUUCGGGUAAGAGUACUCAGAUUGUUCAGUUCAUCCUUGAUGAUCUCAAUUCAAGAGACAACUUUACAGGCACGAUUAUCUGUACCCAACCCAGACGUAUCUCUACCAUCGGAUUGGCAGAGCGUAUUUCUGAGGAGCGAAUUCUGACAGUCGGUUCUGAUGUGGGAUACAUAAUCAGGGGUGAGAACAAGACUCUGAAAAAGACAAGGCUUCUGUUCGUUACCACUGGUGUUCUUCUCCGUAUGCUCCAAACAUUCCUAGCAUCGAAAGACGAUAAUGACACCUUGUUUACUAAUCUUGAGUAUAUUUUCAUUGACGAAGUGCACGAGAGAUCGGUAGAUAGUGAUUUUCUAUUGAUCAUUCUCAAGAAGAUCAUGAAUAAAUUUCCAAAAUUGAAGAUAGUCUUGAUGUCGGCCACAAUCAAUACGGAAACUUUCAUGAAUUUUUUUUCCACUCCUGUGAACCAUAUUCACAUCGAGGGUAGAACCUUCCCAAUUGAAGACCACUAUCUUGAUUCCAUUUUGGAGAACUUGGAUUACUCAAUUACCACGUAUGAGGGCCAAAUCAUCAAGCCAAAAGCAGAUUCUCAUUUCUUCAAGAGCGGAACAUUAAGUUACGAGUUGAUCUCCCAACUCUGUGUUUAUGUUGACGAUAAGUUGACCAGCGAGCGCAACACGGGCUCUAUCUUGAUCUUCUUACCUGGUAUUAUGGAGAUCAACAAAUGUAUUCGGGCUGUUGAGAAAGAAUUUCUGAAAUCGGAUAGUUCUUGCUGGUGUUUACCAUUACACUCUGCGCUUUCUUCGAAAGAUCAAACAAAAGUCUUCAGAAAUCCUCCAAGAGGGUCGAGAAAGAUUGUUGUGUCUACCAACAUCGCUGAAACAUCUAUCACCAUCCCUGACUGUGUGGUUGUGAUUGACGGAGGGCGUUCUAAAAGUGUCUUUUUCGACUCGAGAGCGAAUACCACCAGAUUGGUGGAAAACUGGUGUUCAAGGGCCGAAAUGGCCCAGAGAAGAGGUCGUUCGGGUCGUAUUCAAAACGGAACCUGUUACCAUCUAUACACCAAGGAGACAGAGACUGGGACAUUAGCACAACCAAUUCCAGAAAUUCGUCGUACUCGUCUUGAAAAUCUAUUCUUGGUUGUCAAGGCCAUGGGAAUCAAUAAAGUUGAAGAUUUUUUGAACAGUGGAUUAGAUCCUCCAGAGGCCCAAUCCUUGAGCAAAGCUAGAAGCAUGCUUGGAGAGAUUGGCGCUUUGACUAUUGACGAAGAAUCGGAGAAGUUGACACACUUGGGUAAGUACUUGUCUUUUAUUCCAACGGAUCUACAAUCUGGUAAGCUUUUGCUCCUAGGGUGUAUUUUCGGAUGUGUGGAGAUUUGCUUGACCAUUGCUGCUGUUUGCUCAAGUGGAAGUCCAUUCCUGAGAAAUUUCGAUGUCAAAGACGAAGUUAACAAAGCUAAAUUUGCCCUUGGAAGGAAUCAAGGUGAUCUUCUUGCCGCUGCGUUUGCAUUUCAUGAAUGGGAAUCUUCACCUAGAGAAUCGAGAAAGAAGUUUAUCGCCGAUAAUCAUCUUUCUUACUUGACAUUGCAGGAUAUACAGUCGACUAGGGCACAAUACUUGCUGACGUUGAAGGAAAUAGGAUUUGUGACUUUCGGGUAUAGCGCAGAUAGGAAAAACCGCUACAACGAGAAUAACAGCAAUUACACUAUUGUUCGAGCCAUCAUCACCGGAUCUUUCACUCCUCAAUUGGCUAGAGUGCAAUUGCCGGAUCCGAAAUAUGCUCAAACUUUGGUUGGAGCAGUGGAAAUCGACCCAGAUGCUAAAUUGACUAAGUUCUGGAUCCGAAAUGAAAAGUACAUUGAGCAAGCCAACUCUGGUGGACCGAUUGAGGAACUUCCUGCAACCCGAGCAUUUAUUCAUCCGUCAUCCAUGCUAUUCUCGACGAAUUCGGGGGCUGUUAAUAUUCCAGAUUUGGAGGACCUCACACUUGAAGACGGAUCAGUCGACCUUCAAAAGGCUAGGGAAAACUUCGACUUAUCACCAUCUGUUAAUUUCAACUCAAAUGCCAUGCACAAGGCUCCUUUCGUUGUCUACACUUCUUCGAACCAGACUUCCAAAUUGUUUCUCCGAGACAUUACCCCCACAAGUACAUUGGCAGCACUUUUGUUUGGAGGUGAUAUUCUGUAUGAUUUGGGGUCUAUCACCACUGGUAAGAAAUGUCCGGGUAUUGUACUUGACCAAUGGAUGCCAAUCAGAACGUGGUGUAAGAAUGGAGUAUUAUUGAAGCGUCUCAGAGUUCUUCUUGAUCAAGUGAUUGAGAAUAAGUUGUCCAGUCCUGAAGUUGAGAAAGCUCAAGGGGAUGACGACGAGAUUUUGAAGAUAGUUGCUAAUGUCCUUACUGUGGAGGUUAAACUGCGCUAG
Sungouiella intermedia is the source of this 4242-nucleotide messenger RNA. The record is from the annotation of a GenBank genome assembly. NCBI's taxonomy places the organism in Eukaryota, Fungi, Ascomycota, Pichiomycetes, Serinales, Metschnikowiaceae.